This is a messenger RNA of Poeciliopsis prolifica (blackstripe livebearer), 5313 nucleotides long. RefSeq names its product Rho GTPase activating protein 20 (gene arhgap20). The record is from RefSeq and is a predicted model, not a curated record. Gene Ontology annotation, molecular function: GTPase activator activity. Bases 578 to 3985 code for a protein of 1135 amino acids. Gene Ontology annotation, biological process: regulation of Rho protein signal transduction; signal transduction. NCBI's taxonomy places the organism in Eukaryota, Metazoa, Chordata, Actinopteri, Cyprinodontiformes, Poeciliidae. The transcript is spliced from 15 exons.
GAUUCCUGAAAAAGGCUUAAGAUGAGAUCUUAUUAUCCCCCACCCCAUUCCUCUGUUCCUUCAGACUCCUCAACUGCAAUCAGGAAAAUUAUCACAGACACAAUCUCCCAAAGAUUAGAGGCUCCUUGGUCAUUUCCUGUUUCUGUGACAGUUUGGAGGAUGCCGUCACUCUCUUCAUGAACUCCCUCCUUCACCUCGUUCCUCAGUCCCUCCCUCUGACUAGCCAAUCAGACCAGACAGGCUUGUCUGGAUACGAAAUAAGCGGGCAGUGGGAGGGGUGUGGAUGACCAACUGGACAGGACCAAAACCCCUGCCAGCCAGACCGGAGCUGAGAGGCUGAGAGAAUCUCAACCAAGAUUUGGCUGAAGAAAACACGGUGUCCUCGUUUGUCAGUGAAUAAUGUCUGAAUGAAUCGAAUUUGUUAGUGAUUCCUCAAGGACCUACAUCCCUGCAGGUGUAGCGGUGGGAAGUUGAGACACAAGAGGAGGAGAUAAACAGGAGUAGGAAGUGGGGGGUGAAGCUAUCAGACUGAGCACAUGUCAGCUUGGUUGGUUCAGACUGGCAGCUCAAACCCGCUAUGCUAGCAGGGGGACGGAAGUUUUCUGACCUGGAGAUGUUAGUGGGCAUGGAGGACGAGUGUGUGGACAGCGCCAGGAGCCGAGCUGGGAGCUGCGUGGAGUUCCACAGCCUUAAAAAGAUGAAGACCCUCGCCCAGAGGCGACAGUCGGCUCCCUCGCUGGUCAUCAGCAAAGCACUUACGAGAUCGAGAAGCGCUUCCAGAGAAAGCUGCAUGAUGCUGGUCAGCCCUGAGUCGUGUCCUCUUGUCCAGGCCUUCCUGGCCGAAUGCCUCGGCCGCCUGUUCCUGGGUCACGCCCAAGCGCAGCUGAAGACGGGCCUGCAGACCCAGGAGAGACACCUCUUCCUCUUCAACGAUGCGCUGCUAGUCACCAAGGCCAAGUCUCCUACUCAUUUCAAAGUAAAAGCUCAGGUCAGAGUGUGUGAGAUGUGGACGGCGAACUGCAUGGAUGAGGUGUGUGAGGGAAGCACAAACCCAGAGAGGAGCUUCGUCAUUGGAUGGCCCACCUGUAACUUUGUGGCAACUUUCAGCUCUGAAGAGAUCAAGGACAAGUGGUUAUCACUCAUCAUUGGUCAGUUAAGCGAAGGAAAAGAGAAGGACGAUCCCAAAACCAUUCCUCUGAAGAUAUUUGCCAAAGACAUUGGAAAUUGUGCAUAUGCCAAGACGCUCGCCGUCAACAACAAUGACAGAACCGACGAUGUCAUUCGAAUGGCUUUGCAGCAGUUUGGCAUAUCGGGCUGUGUGAAGGACCACCGAUUGUGGGUCAGUUCCUGUAAGGAUGAUCCUCCAUAUCCUCUCAUUGGCCACGAGUUUCCCUUUAGCAUCAAGAUGAGCCACAUUCGGGACGGAGGGAGCAGCCCUGGUGGGCACACAGGAGGCCUAGGGAGGGAGCCCAUGAGUCCGACCGACUGCCCUGAAGUUCUGCUGCUGGACCAGUGCCUUCCCCCAGACACCCAGUGCCAGUUCAUCCUCAAACCCAACAAGGUGGUCCUUGAGCCUCCACAGAUUAUAGAGCCCGGUCAGCAGAAGACCUUCAAGAGGAAGCGAUCCCUGAUCAACUGGCCUUUCUGGAGGGGCUCCAGCACCCAGCUGGACAGCCUGCCUCUUUCCCCAUCGCUGCUCUCUCCUAACCCGGGACGGCUGUUUGGACAGCCUCUGAACUCGGUGUGCUCUUCAGAUUACGGCUUGCCCAAGCCCGUCAUGGAAAUGUUAGUGUUCCUCUAUCAGGAAGGGCCGUACACCAAGGGUGUGUUCAGGCGCUCGGCUGGCGCUAAGGCCUGCAGGGAGCUUCGGGACAGGCUGGACAGCGGGACGGAGGAGCCGGAGAUCACACACCAGUCUGUGUUCGUCAUCGCCGCCGUCCUCAAGGACUUCCUGCGAAACAUCCCGGGCAGCAUACUGUGUGUGGAUCUGUACGAUCAGUGGAUGGAUGCGAUGGAAGGAGACGGAGGAGAGGAGCGGCUGCCGGGUGUUCAGAGGCUGCUGCAGCUGCUGCCCAGUGAGAAUCAUCUCCUGCUGCGUCACGUGAUGGCUGUGCUGCACCACAUACAAGGCAGCGCCCACGACAACCAGAUGAACGCCUUCAACCUGUCGGUCUGCAUCGCUCCCAGCAUGCUUUGGCCUCCGACCCCGAGCACGCCAGAGGUGGAGGGAGAGGCCACAAAAAAGGUGUGUGAGCUCGUGCGCUUCCUCAUAGAGAACUGCAGCAGCGUCCUGGGAGACGUCGCCUCGUUGUUCAAAGACAUCAGCCAGAAGAGCAGCAGCGACCACGGAUCUGAUGUUUCGUCCUUCCAAAUGAACGACUCGUCCUACGACAGUCUGGAGAACGAGCUGAACGAUGACCCCGAGUCUCCCUAUCAGGAACAGCUGCUGCUGCGCGAAAAAGCCAAGCCGGAAAGCCGCAGCCGGGACUCGGUCAUCACCCUAAGUGACGGCGACCCGGAGCCGGACCCCGACACCGAUCACCUGCUGCAGCUCCCCCCUCUGGCCAGGCCCAGGAGAUUCAGCCCUGCCAUACGGCAGCCCCGCCACGGCUCGUCACACGGUCCAAGGAGACUCCGGAGAAGCUCCGAGCCGGCCUUGGCUUUAGCUAAUGUGCCGUCUUCCAGCAUGGUGGCGGUCAACGCGGACAACCACCACUUACCCUUAAGGAAGGCCAGCUAUGACGCAGCCAUGGAGGGGGAAGAGGACGAGGUGUUUGUGGAGCAGGGUUUGAACAGACUGCAGCUAAAUGAGGAGGUAAAGAAUGGUUGUGUCCAGAGAGGAGCCAGCAGUGGGCGGAGGAAGACGAAGCACGCGCCUCCGCCUCCGCUGCGAUUGGACGCCAGCUGUUCCAGCCUGUCUUCACCGGCGACUUCUCCAACAGGAUCUUCCCUCAGCUCUUUAGACUCUGCCUUUUCUCAGUACUCCACUGACUAUGCCACGAACGCCGCAGCUACGCAACAGUCGCCGAGAGACUCCCCGCCUCAGAGGGACGCCACGCCCCAUUGGCAACCAUCCGUCCAUCCGCCUCGUGGGAACCAGAUCUCCCAAUCCCACGGACUCCACCCCAACACCUGGCUCAAGAAGGACCGCUGCUUGUCUCUGAGACAAUCCGACAGCGGACCCUUGGAGGACUUAACUGUGGUGAACGGGAAUUCCUACCCAACCGGCGGUGGUUGCUCUGUCGCUGUUGACGACACGGCAGCGACAGAGCCAAACGAAAACUGCCAACGACGGUCCAGCAGCCCUCCGUCCUACCAGCAGGCUCUUAUCCAGCUUCAGCGUAACCGCUCCCCGUUUUACAGAGGCGCAGAGAAACCCUUGACCGUCAAAGAGCUGAGGAAGCUCCACGACCGGAGCUGCGCUUCCAAAUCCUCCGGUGCAAACUCAUCGGACAAUCCCAAACCGGCCGCAGGAGCCCAGGUCUCGCAAAAACCGGCGCGGACAGAGAGAGUCCGACCUCCGCAGAGUGUUUUCUAUGGACAGACGGCGACCACACUGGUCCUCCAGAGGCCAAAAUCCCACUCCCUCACCCCUGCUGCCGAAGGCCACAAAGGAGGGAAGACCCUUCCUCGCCGAGCCUCCGAGCCUGCUAAGGUCUUGGCCAAUUCGGACACCGACAAGAGCCUCACCCUAGACAGACCUUUGGGCAGUAAACCUCAGCCGAACGGCGACAGACGGCGGGCGUCGCAUGUGGAGUCCGGCCACACCAUGCCUCCGCUCUGCCUGUCUCCUUCCGCCACCCAGGUGGUUAGGGACUACUUCUCCUCACAGGGUCAGGCAGACCCCAACUCCUGCCUGCGAAAGAGCCAGGAGGUUGCCGUGGCAAUAGCGCAGAAUAAGCAGGAGUGGCAGAGCAGGCGGUGCAGCGACCCGCGACUGGAGGACUUCGAACAGCUCUUCUUUGCAGAAGAGUCGUAUGUGUAACAUAAGAACUGUACAGACAAAUUGUAAAUGGGAGAAUGCGUUUUGGUUUUUUUGUUUUUUAUAUCAGAUGUUUGUUUUAUUUGUGUACAGCUGUUGCCUUUUAUGGUAUUAUAUGUUUUUCUUAUGUUACAGUCCUGAGUACGCUAAUGGUGCUCUGUAUUUUUAAAGGUACAAAUAGGCACCGCAAUUAGCAAGAAAUUAUAUUUAGCAGUGAUUAUCGCUCUGCCUUUAUGAACAGUUAAUACAACUUUCCAGUUAAUUUUUUUUUACCCACAUAUAAGAUGAAUGUGUACAUCUUAUAUGUUCUCACACAAGUGUUCUUGUUAUCGGUAGCUCUGGUUUGGAUCUCUGUGACCACGAUGGGAUGUUAAAAUUACGAUAAAAUCCACGAUAAAAUUACAGAUGCACUGAGCACAGAUUUGUAGCCAAAUUCCAAAUCUUCUUGGUUUUUAAAGUUUUGAUUGUACGUACUGAUAUUUUCCCUUCACGUGUUUAAUGCAUAAGCUAAUGGGAUAAAUCUUUUGUGUUUUACUAUCAUUUCAAAGCACAAAACUAUUAAGGAAUUGACAUUUUAAAUAAUACUGAGCAUCUAGUUUAGUCUCCCACACAGAGCGUUGGUAUGGUGCCUUCACUGAUGGUUAAAAAAAAGAUCAGAUUCUUGAGUUUUCGACUAGAAGGAUCAGCUUAUUUUGCCGACCAGCUGAUUUCUCUGCGCGCCUCUCUAGUUGAAAUCUUUUUGAGGAUGCUUUCAUGUCACUACUAUAUUUUAAUGAAGAAAAUCAGCCAAUUUAACGUGAAUAAAUCUUGUUUAUACGCCUCUUGGAGUCUUCUACCUAUCUAAAGUACUUGCCAAGAUUAUCUUGUUUAUAUUAGUUUAUUUUUUAAUAAAUUACCUCAAUUGAUAAAUUUCCCUUAAUUACUUCAAUAAAACAUAAUUCACUCAUUUAGCUCAGUAAAAAUAAAAAACAGGUUUUGAGAGUGUUGCCUGUUUUCUUUAACAAGAGAAGGAUGUUAUUGUCCAUGUAAAGUGUUGUCUCAAAAAAAAACUCUGUUUAUUAUCUCCACUACCUUGAAUUGUGUUCAGCCUGUAUAGUUGUGAAUAUUUAUGAUACAGAUAUAUGUAUAAAUAUAUAUAAAUAUUAUUAUCUUGACUCGUUUUGGUAUGGUUUGUGAAAACGAAAUAUGUAUUUUUGUACAAGCCAAUUCUGCUGCUGCUGUCCUAAUAGUGUAUUUGCUAUAAAACGCACCAUUUGUAUAUUGUGUAAAUCCAAUGCUCACAAGAACGAGGAAAAAUUUGGAUUUUAAUAAACGUUGCUCUUGUGAAACUA